UUUAAUGGCUGCUAUUAAUUUUCAUAUUUUGUUUCUUGUUUAUUUAUCUAAUUGAUGUUUCUUGUUUAUAAUUUAUCUCAAAUGUUGAAGCUAAGUAAAAUAUGGUUGGUAGAGGUGGAGCAAAGAAUGUGGGAAGUCGCAACAAUGAUGGAAAAGCAAGUGUUGGAGGUAAUCGAGAAGUUUUGGGAAAAAAAAAUCCGAUUCUAGUUCAGCGCAAUCAGAAUUUUGUCCCGAGAUUACGGACUCUUGCAAAUCCACCUCAAAUUGAUGAAAAUUGUGAGUCGACGGCUCCCAAUAAUAGAGUUACCUUACAUGAGGUCGGCCACCUUGAUAUUGAUAUGGAAAAUCCAAAUAUGAGCAAUGAUUUGUCUGGAUUUAUUUCAUCAAAUGAAGAUGUACCUCCACAACUUGGAAAGAGGAAAAGAACGAACAAGUUGAACACAAGGAUCUCAAAGGCUUUAGAAGCAAAUGUUGUCGUGCAAGAUCAGCCUAUCCAAAGAAGGGAAGAGUUGAAUGCCCAAAAUGGUCGAAAUACUAACCGACAGCGUGAUAACCAAGCACUAGGAGGGAACAAUGGUUCAGCACACUCGACAGUUAAUGACGACACUCCUCAGAAUGGUGAAGGGGAAAAUACAAAAGUUACGUAG
This is a messenger RNA of Beta vulgaris subsp. vulgaris (sugar beet), 647 nucleotides long. RefSeq lists its product as uncharacterized. The transcript has 4 exons. The coding region runs from base 102 to 647 and encodes 181 amino acids. The record is from RefSeq and is a predicted model, not a curated record. Lineage: Eukaryota; Viridiplantae; Streptophyta; Magnoliopsida; Caryophyllales; Amaranthaceae.